UGAAGGAUUCGGUUCAAUGAAGAGACUUUUUAUCAAUGAAAUUGUUCCUCUUUCUGUUCAAAAUACCAUAAAACUUUGUUUUUCACAGCCACAAUAAUUAAUUUUAUUUCUGAAGAUGUCGAGCAUUGUUGGUGGCUGCUGAUAAACACGACAUCGAAACCAACAAAAAAUAUCUUCGAAAUAGAAAAUCUUUUUAUCGUAAACAAAUCGAACACUUCUUAUCACGAAAUGUGUGGAGAUAUUUUAUAAAGGUAUAUAAAGGUUAUGAAGUGGAGUGAUAUAAUAUAUCAGUGCUCUACAGCAGAAGUAUUCUAAUAAAGGUGAGAUAUAAAUCCGAAUCUUUACUCUGACAUGUCAGUCUGAAUUUAUUCUGAGCCAAGAAUAAGAUGCACGGAUUGCAGGAUAAAUUUAUUCGGUUCGGUUUAAAUGAAGAUACCUCUAAUCCGUUCAGAACCCCGUGAAAUGUUAUUAAGGGUAUAUUCCCUGGUGGUUCUGACCCUAGAUUUAAUAACAUUGUUGUGCGGCAUAUGGCUGUCGAUAAUAGUCGCCGUGUACCGCACUCUGAGGCCCCCACCUCUUAAGCAAUUGAAUGGAGAAAUUGCAAUGGUGGUUGGGGUGGGACGUGGUGUUGGCCGAGAAAUUGCCAUUCAGCUAUGCCAGCUUGGUGUUACUGUUGCCUGUGUUGAUAAGGAUGGGGAAAUGUGCGAAUCUACUGCUAGACAGGCAGCAAAAAAUACUAGUCGUGCUAGAGCAUACAUCUGCGAUGUUACCAAUAAGGAUCAGGUUGAAAAAACAGUUGAAACUAUUACUAAAAACAUAGGGGUAAUAACGAUGGUUUUCCACUGCUGUGCAGUCCCGAGUCCUCGAGUACUGUUACAAGGGCCCCAAGAAAUUCGAAAAGCAAUGGAACUCUCAGUAAUAAGUCAAUUUUGGCUAGUGGAGUCCGUUCUACCGGGUAUGGAGCAUGUUGGUCGUGGCCACAUAGUUGCACUCUCAUCAGUCGCUGGAUUCUCUGGUGGCCCAAGUCGGAGUGGCAGAGUACAACUUUCAACAGCUCAAUUUGCUGUGCAGGGCUUUGCCGAGUCCCUUCACGCUGAAUUUAGACAAUCAAAUAGUAAUAUUGUCAUAACACUUGUGCAUGUCUACCCAUUUAUUGUAGGAGCCGAGAUGGCUAAAGACAUACGAUUCAGGAUACCCAGCUAUUUUGGGACAAUGCCAGCGACUGAAGCAGCUAGAAAAAUUUUGGACGGUGUACGCAGAAAUUAUGCGGAAUUCAGUGUGCCAGGAUAUCUAUUAUAUCUUGGACACUUACUCAGGAUUCUCCCAAAAAAGGCGUCUUUUAUGCUGCGCGACCUACUGGACACUGGAGUAGAUUUCGGAUGACCUGCGAAACGCCAAAAGUAAAGCAAGACUGACAGCCUGCCUCCAGUGUCGCACAGACGAUUUACUGUGAUCAACUACAAUAAUAUCAAUUCUUAAAUUAACAUCUCUACUGUCUAUCAUCGAAACAUAGAGCAAUAUUUUGUUACAAAUUUUAUCAAUAGAAAAAUAUAGAAAACAACGUUUGUUGUGUACAAAUCAUUGUUGAAAUUUACGGCUUUUAUUGGUUAUUUAUCAUUUUAACUAAUCUAAACCUGGGGGGGCAGGUUCUGAUAAAUCAGCAUCCAUGGAUUCUAUUUUUUGUUCUGGUGGAUAUUCUCCGGGAGGAGCAAUAUCAAAGUCAUCGUGCAUAUCCGUUGUUGGCUUUCCCUGGAUUACGUCCAUUAUCGAUUGUGGAACAUGUGCCUUCUGAAAAAUACAAAAAAAUAGAACAAUCUUUAUGAAUUUCUUUUCAAUCAAAAUAAACCUUAAACAGAUCGAUCGAUAUUUAUGUUAACACAUCAGGCUCUAGACUUAAUAUUCAAACCAUUCACAUAUGUAUUAAAAUUGCAUUGUCCAAUAAAAAAAAAUAAUACUUGA
Molecule: messenger RNA, 1959 nt
Organism: Diachasmimorpha longicaudata
Lineage: Eukaryota; Metazoa; Arthropoda; Insecta; Hymenoptera; Braconidae
Product: 17-beta-hydroxysteroid dehydrogenase 13-like
Exons: 7
Coding region: 427-1383 (318 amino acids)
Cellular component (GO): lipid droplet
Molecular function (GO): oxidoreductase activity, acting on the CH-OH group of donors, NAD or NADP as acceptor
Source: RefSeq, a predicted model, not a curated record